Fulmarus glacialis (Northern fulmar) is the source of this 756-nucleotide messenger RNA. Its product is annotated as leukocyte immunoglobulin-like receptor subfamily A member 6. Lineage: Eukaryota; Metazoa; Chordata; Aves; Procellariiformes; Procellariidae. The annotation marks the transcript as partial. The transcript is spliced from 5 exons. The record is from RefSeq and is a predicted model, not a curated record.
AUGCUGCCCGUGACCCACAUGCUAGCCUUCGGUGCUUGGCUGGUGGCACAGAGCAAGGCUACACCAAGUGCCCCCACAAUCUCCAUCUUCCUGAAGCCGCCCGGGGUGAUCCCACCAGGAGGCUCCACCACCAUCUGCUGCAGUUGCCAGUGUGACAGUGGGAAGUUCGUGCUGUACAAGAAUGGCAACCGUACCCUGGAACUGGGAGGCAGCAGGGCUGACUUCUCCAUCUCUAGUGCCACCCAAGAGGACACAGGUGCCUACAGCUGCCACUACCUGAGUGGAGGCACUGUGCUGGCUCGCAGUGAAACCCUGGAUGUCACAGUGCAAGAGUUCAGUCUCCCCAAACCUGUCCUCUCUGUCCUGCCUGGGCAUGAGGUGGCUGCAGGAGCUUACGUGAUCUUCCGUUGCACCAUCGCACACUCCAAAGCCGGCUGUUUCCUGUACCUGGAGGGCCAGAUCAAAGCCCUCAAAUUACUCUCAAAGGAACGAGAUUAUUUCAACAUCUCCCCUGUGCAUAAAGGCAAUGAGGGACGCUACAGCUGCCAGUGUUUCACCAGGACUACUUCGUUCGAAUGGUCUGCUGUCAGCAAGACCCUGGAUUUGGUGGUGAGAGCCCAGGAGCUUCCCAGCGCGCCCCUUGUCCGCGUGUGUCUGUUUGCCCUGGGAGCCCCUCCGUCCCCUUGGGUCCCCUGUGGCCCCCACGGGACUCCUUUGGUCUGGGAGCUCCCGGGGGGCUCCUCCCGGGGGCUCCCA